ACGCUGAUAGAUAGACAAAGCGAUUCGAUCCAUGGAAAUCCAUCCGCUACCCUAUCCUCCGAGGCCAUCAUGGCGGUGCUCCUCCAUUGCUUCCCCUCGCCGCCGAGGGCGAAGCCCGGUGACUCUCCCCGGCCGGUUUCCGGCAGGUCCCUAACCUGCGAAUGGAUACCACUUCUGUCAACUAUGGAGCCAAAGAUGCAAGUACUUCUUACUAGCCAUCAACUUUUAUGUGAAAAAUGUAAAAUUUCCCCAAGCAGUGGCCUGACAGUUUCUAAACGAGAUGCUCAGAUGACCAUUUUUAAAGAAAUUUGUUAUGCAGAUGCAAUCUUAUCAGGAUUUCAGGAUCUCAUUGUUAGCUACAUGUCUGACCAUCAGAGAAUCACGUCAUUCAGCUUUUCAAAAGCAUUAACAAUUGUAAGUAUGUUGGGGAUCAUUCUGCCUCCUGAAGUUCUAGCAGAAACAUGUGAAGCUGAUAACUCAGUUUUCAAUAUGCCUCUACUAUUUGCAAUAGCAAUGAUUGGGGCAACUGUGGGGGGAUUGCUUGCACGUCAAAGAAGAGGGGAGCUGAAGAGGUUGAAUGAUCAGCUGCGCCAGAUUAAUGCAGCACUAAGAAGGCAAGCAAAGAUAGAGUCUUAUGCUCCAAACUUGAGCUAUGCACCAGUUGGUAGUAGGUUGGAAGAAUUGGAAGUUGUUGUUGAUCCUAGAAAGGAGCACCUAAUUACAAGGUUGAGAACUGGGAAGAACUAUCUACGAAAUCAAAACCUGGAAAAGGCAUUUGAAGAGUUCAAGGCUGCUCUGGAGCUUGCACAGGCUUUGGGUGAUCAUGUUGAGGCGAAGAAGGCAGCACGAGGAUUGGGUGCAUCACUUCAGAGGCAAGGUAAGUACAGGGAAGCCAUUAAGUAUCACUCGAUGGUUUUGGAUAUAUCCAAGAAGGCAGGAGAGGAUUCUGGCAUCACUGAAGCUUAUGGUGCCAUAGCUGACUGUUAUACUGAGCUGGGAGAACUGGAACGAGCAGGAAAGUUCUAUGACGAGUACAUUGCGAGAUUAGAGAAUGACUAAUAUAUAUCGACUCUUAGUAUCUGUUCUUUUCUUCUUCUAGGUAAGUAGUUCGGAUUAUUAUGUUAUAUGAGACUUUUACAUUCAGGAUUACAGUAUUGGCUUUUGUGAGGGCCCUUUUCUGUCCAAACUGCUGCUGUACCUCUUGCAGUUUCCAUGAUGGUAUGUAGAUGUCACAUUACAUGACUUGUAUAUGCAUACAAAGAUAAUGUUAAUGGAGUGGUGUAGCUUCAUGUGGUUA
This is a messenger RNA of Musa acuminata AAA Group (dessert banana), 1297 nucleotides long. Its product is annotated as protein FLUORESCENT IN BLUE LIGHT, chloroplastic-like. Gene Ontology annotation, biological process: chlorophyll biosynthetic process. The coding region runs from base 70 to 1059 and encodes 329 amino acids. The transcript is spliced from 5 exons. The record is from RefSeq and is a predicted model, not a curated record. Gene Ontology annotation, molecular function: protein binding. Lineage: Eukaryota; Viridiplantae; Streptophyta; Magnoliopsida; Zingiberales; Musaceae.